UUAUCGGUAGUCAUUCAGUCAUACACACAUACAGAGACACGCACACACACUCACGCACGGAGCGCCGGCAGCCGGAGCGGCGAGCAGCAUCCUACCCCCCUCUUAUUGCCAUAACAACCGAUGGCAAAGUCAGUAUGGUUUAAUAAUCAAAAUAUGCGAUUUGGCCCAAGGUAGCGAAGGAGGAUUCCAUCUCUUCUGAAGGGCGAAAGGGACGCAUCUAGGAGCGGUUGGGCGGCCGCGGAUCCCAAGGUGACGCGCAUCCGACAGCCACCGGCGUUAAAACGUGAUCACCUGCGCGACCCGCAGGGUUGCAACCUCCGAAGGGGGUGUGGGGAGAGAGAUCUCCCUAAGAAGAGGAGAGUGAGCGAAAGAGAGAGAGAAAGUGACAAAGAAGCGGAGAGGAGGCGGCCACAUCGAAAAGAGGCAGCCGAGACAGCCCCGAUCAGCCUGCCUCGCUGUAGCCAAGCUCAAGCAGGAAGUGUAAUUCGAACCGUGGGAAAAAGGGGGUAUUAUAUACCCAGGGGGCUCUGAAAUAACUGCGUUCCCCCCCUCCGUUUCCACUAUGGCAAGGGAGAACGGAGAGUCCGGCGGCGAAUCGUGGAAAAAGCAAGUUGAUGACAUCAAGAAGAUCUUUGAAUUCAAGGAGGUGCUGGGAACCGGGGCCUUCUCCGAGGUCGUCCUGGCUCAGGAAAAGACCACAGGGAAGAUGUUUGCUGUCAAGUGUAUCCCCAAGAAGGCGCUGAAGGGCAAGGAGAGCAGCAUAGAGAAUGAGAUCGCUGUGCUUCGCAAAAUAAAGCACGAGAACAUUGUGGCCCUGGAGGACAUUUACGAAAGCUCCAACCACCUCUACCUGAUCAUGCAGCUGGUGUCAGGGGGUGAGCUGUUUGACCGCAUUGUGGAGAAGGGCUUCUACACAGAGAAGGAUGCCAGCACGCUGAUCAGGCAGGUGCUAGAUGCAGUCAACUACCUCCACAAGAUGGGCAUCGUUCACAGGGACCUCAAGCCAGAAAAUCUUCUGUACUUCAACCCACAAGAUGAGUCAAAAAUCAUGAUCAGUGACUUUGGUCUUUCCAAGAUGGAGGGCACGGGUGAUGUCAUGUCUACCGCUUGCGGGACACCAGGAUACGUAGCUCCAGAGGUCCUGGCCCAGAAGCCCUAUAGCAAGGCUGUGGACUGCUGGUCAAUCGGCGUCAUCGCCUACAUCCUGUUGUGUGGCUAUCCUCCGUUUUACGAUGAGAACGACUCAAAGCUCUUUGAGCAGAUACUUAAGGCGGAUUAUGAAUUUGAUGCACCCUACUGGGAUGAUAUCUCAGAUUCCGCGAAGGACUUCAUUAGCAGUCUGAUGGAGAAGGACCCCGAAAAGAGGUUCACCUGUGAGCAGGCCCUGCGGCACCCCUGGAUUGCCGGGGACACCGCCCUUUGCAAAAACAUCCAUGAAUCUGUCAGUCGGCAGAUGAGGAAAAAUUUUGCUAAGAGUAAAUGGCGGCAAGCCUUCAAUGCCACGGCAGUGGUUCGUCACAUGAGGCGGCUGCAGCUGAGCAGCAGUAUCGACAGUUCACACCAGGGCAGUCAUGGGGCGGCCCGCAGCCAGGCCUCCAGUGCUGCCCACGUCAAGAGCCAGUCCACAGACUCUAGCACCCCAACCCGCAAGGAAUGUACGCCAGCCUCUCCCACACCCUGCAGCCUGGCUUCGGCAGCCUCCUCUCCCUCGGUGGGCCUCACACCCGGCGGAGCAGAUCAGAGCCGAUCCCGUCCCUCCACCGUCACUGUCGUCAACACAGGGACCAAGUGACGCCAGGUCCCGCGAGGAACGAGCUGGGAGGCCACAGCACUGUGAGGCAGGGGCGCCCAUUACGCCCCGUCAGCCUCUGUGUCCCCCUGCCCUGGAUGUCUGCCUGCUCAGGUAGACCCCCCAGCUCGCCCCUCGCCCUGCUCCUCUUCCUGGCCUGGGAAGACUUGGAUGAGCAGAGGACCUUUAAAAUGCCAUAUUUUCUACCGUCUCACCACCUCCGACACGGAGCCACAGCAUCGCCCCCCCCCCCCACCACCUUGCUCCCGGCCCAAAGGUCAGCCCUGAGGUCAAUCCUAACGUCACCACGUGACUCCCACAUAACGCAGCUUGACUUGUAAAUCAGACAUGUUUAAUGCUCAUGGGUCAGUCUUUUCACGUUGCAUAGGAUUGGAUCAGGAUCUUCAUGCAAAUAUAAGUCCUCAUGUUUCUGUAGAAGCUUCUUGGGCCCCAGAAGGUCAGGUAGCUCUCAUCUGAGUGGAUGUCCAUCCUGGAGAUCAUGGUGUUGAGCAGAAUCAUUUUUUAGACGUGUUUUGACCUCAUAACCAUGUAACCACAGUUUCCCUCUAUUGACUUUUUUUCUUUUGUUUUUCUUGUUCUGGACUGGAUGAUCAACAGGGCUUUUAUUUCCUGAACCGCAUUUUCUUUCCCUUUGUCUGUUUUUUUAUUUGGAGGACUUCUCCCUUCCUCAGUUCCUGCCAUCGCUCUGUCGAUUUCUCAGCAGGGUCCGACGCUGCAUCGGCCCGUCAUUGAGCUCCGUCUGCCUGUCGGCGGUAGAGAUUGUAAACAGUUUUAAAAAUCCCACAAUGGGGUCAUAGCAUUGUACAAUUUCUUUGUUAAUGGAAACAUUUAAUAUGUUUCUUUAUUUUCUUACUUUAUAAUACUUUUUCUAAAGUCAUUCUAUAUGAGGUAUGUAUUCAGUGUAUAAAACGUUUAUCGCUGUGUGCUGGUAUGUUUCAGGAAUCAGCUUCUGAAUUGUGGAGUUGUGUACAGAAAAACAAACAAAAAAACCCGUUUGAAAUGGCCAUGAUCAGAUUUCUUCAUUAGCAUUACCAGUAGGUGGGCUUACGAAAGGCAGAGCUGUUAUUAUUGGCUCUGGUGGCGUGAUGUCAGAGUGUGAAGUAUCGCUGACACACCCAGUUUAGAGUUCUCAGGGAAUUCCACAACUGCAAACGCACGUGGGCUAUACAGUGUAGGUCUGUGUGAACCCGAGACGUAUAGGGCGUCUGGGAAACGGCCCGCUGCGUGGAAGCGGGAAGCUUUUCAGUAUGUUUCCAACUCUUAAACUGUCAGAGUGCAUUGUGUUUCUUUACAUUUUUGGUAACGUGGUGAAGAAUAUACGAAGUGAAUAAAAUUACAAUAUGGUGUAUUCUAUAGGUGCCAUAAGCACUGCUGGUUAUAGUAUCUCGUUGUUUUUUUGUUUGUUUGUUUAUUCGUUUUUGGAAUGAUAAAUGCCAUACCUUGUGGAGAUUGCUAAUCCUCCAUUUCCCAGUGUGUUAUUUUAGCAGAAGGGGGUGGACUUCAGCGUGUAAUAACGCAAGUUUUUUUGCACCUCUACCACAAUGCGGCUGUUGGUUUUCUUGCCUAUGAGCUCUUCCCAUUACAGAAGGCCCAGAAUUCCUUGCACAGCCUGGGGCAGGGCUUGGGUUGGGGAACUGUUGGGGUGAGGGCGGAGUUGUUUGGGUCAAGCCUGGGAGAGGGAGGUGGCUUUGCGUCCCAGAAGUCAUUAGAAGUGGCGGACAGCAGCUCGGAGAUGGAACUUCAUCCCCGUGACCAGGUGGCCUUUGUGGAAACCCGGUCUGCUCCAGGCCAUGUUACUUUCUUUCUUCUUGUGACUCAUCCACGACCGUGUUGUCAGGGUUAGUGUCCCCUCCCCCCACGUGCUCCCAAAACACCCUCCUCCCUUUUAUUAAGUCACGUUCCCAUUUGCCACAUCUGUACCGUUGGGUAUGGCUUCUGUCCGUUCUGUGUUUGUAUUCGCUGCUCUUAUGUCCGUGUCCCCAUGAUUCAGGGCUUUGACUCACUGAGCCUGGAUCUUUAAUAGGCCGGAGCCAAAGGUUCGGCCUGCCCUCUUCAUGCAGUGUAGCUCUGUCACAUGGCAGUGAAUGUGCAGAAAUCCUACUCAUUUUCAUAAUUUUGUUGUAUUUUUCCAUGUGUCGUUAAUAGAACUCAUCUGGCUAUAGAUUUAUUUUGAUUCUCAGGCAUCGUUUAGCUACAGUUUUUUCUUUGUUAAGGGAAAUGUGAUGGCAUCCUAAUGCUGCCAUCAAAGCUAGUGUUCAGUUACUGCUUCACACUGAAAUUAGUAUUCCUGCUCAGACACAAAAUGAAUUGUUACCAUAGCAGGAUUAGUCCAGACACUAGUUAAAGUAAACGGUUUGGAUUUAACACAAAUAUUAUAACAGAUCUCUGCAGUCAAUACUAACAUACUGGGAUGGGGUGUGGGGUGGAUUUGGGGUCCAACUGGAAUUCGAAGAUGCUUCUGUUUCUAGUGAAAUGGAUGUGUGGCUGUACUUGGAAAUUCCGGAGAAGGACAUAUGGUGCUGGUCCGAACACCAUCCGGACAGAUGUGUGUUCAGGGUCCCAUUCAGUGGCUUGCUGGAGGCAGUGUGCAAUGCAGAUUGCUGAGGGACUCAGCAGUGCCCUCCAGGGGGUGCUCUGGUCUAGUGUGACUGGAACGCCAGUGUGACAGAACUUCGGAAUGUGGCUCUCCCUGUCGCAUACACACGUGUGCCUCUCAGGUGCCGCUUUCCUCUGUCCAUGAUUGUGACUAUACAUCUUACCCCCAUUGCCACUCACACCAUCUCAGAAACAUGCUUGCAUAAGAUAAAUCAUACUCUGGAUGAUGUUCUACCAAUUAGAUAGCUGAUGGGAUUUUUCUUUUUAGAUCCAAAAGAUUAGGUAAUUUUUUUUUUUUAAGCAAAUUUUUAUCAAACAUAUCUAUGCUACAUGUUCCGCUUCCUGAGGCCAGUCCGUGGAUGUCAGUCCAUGAGCACCUGAAGUUGGCUCCUUUGUGACAUCACAAUAGCCACUGGGAGGCCGUGGGUGUCACGCUUGUCAGGAGAGCAGCAUGGCCACCUUCAUGAUGCAUUCAGAUGCUUCAAUAAAAUUCUCAAUUAGAUUAUUUUGACACCAGGCCAGGUACCCAAUUCUCACAAACCAUAACCGGUAGCCAAAGAUAAGUAGAACAGAGUAUUAGAGAAUAGCCGGCAAGCACUGACCGGCCAAUCACUCUUGGCAGAGUGGUUUCAAUUGUUUCAUGCUAAGGGCUAAUGUAAAACAACCAAUAAGGAUAUUUGUAAUGAAGUGCCUCCAGUUUGUGGGGGAGCACUCAAAGUCGCGCUGUCUCCGCAGAGCAGAAUUUGACUGCAGUCUGACCACACAAGGGUGAAUGUCUGCCAGAGCUCCCCCUGCAAGUAGUACGAGACGCCACACGCUUGAUAUCCUACAUUCCUGACCAGGACACUGUUGUAUUGGUGUUGUCUUUCAUCCUGCUUCAGUCACUGAUUUCCCACCUUUAUUGGGUCUGUAUUUUUUUUGCCCCAAGACCCUCAAGCCGUGAUGUGUCCCACCCCUCCAUAUCUUUGACGUAUUGCUUAUAUCCAUGUCACGUGUGGUCAAUGCGAGUCUGUGUGUGGCAUGAGCGUGUAGUGUGUUUUUAGCAAGGCGUGUGCAGGAUGCUAUGCCUCCAGGGGGCGCUGCAUCAUUCAAGCCACCUGUGUCACCCUCUGCCAUCAGGUGGUCUAUUUUACACCCAGUCUUGCUCCUGGCAUCUUUUCGGGACGCUUGCACUCUAGCUUUCCCGUGUCAGUUUUUGCUUUAACAACAGGGAGUGUCUAUUGGACAGCUCCAGCUGUCGUCCUCCCCAACUGAACCCCCUCUGCUUUUUUCCAGCUGAUGCAAAACCACGCAAUGGAUAUCCCGUCCUAGAUUGUGAUGCGCUUACAGUCAGUCAGGGCCGAUCGGUACUUUAAGGACAGAAAAUCAGUGACGAUUGCAGGACCUCAGCUGACCUGUCACAUAGUUUUAAAAAUGUAAUUUCCAGAAUGCCGAAGCAAGGCCUUUGGUGUGCCACACCACGCAUCAUAAAACAAAGUAAUAUGUUUGACUUUUACAACCAAAUAACCAAGGCUUUCUCCACCUCUAGCUUAGUGCUGUGACUGACUGGUCCAGAUGUGACAUGCUUUAAACUAAAGUUAUUUUUAAUUGAUAUGUGGUCUUCAAGCACCAAACCUGUUAAAAGUUAACUUUAGUAUAGCAAGCACUCAUAAAACGGUAUUAAUAAAGCAAGUCUAUAAGCGUCCGAUGUGCUUUACAGGAGGUUUUUAUGAAAUGCACGCAUGUUUAACGCUCUUUAAGACUCGGCUCCACCAGUGUCUGCGUAACUAUUAUACCCUACUAUAAUAUCUAUAUGUAUUAAAUAAAACACACUGUUAUGAAAAUCCAGGUCUUGUGAUUGUAACAUUUCCAUAAAGGUGUUUUCCAAAGCCCGAUGAAAUGUGAAAUAUUUACUCUUUGCAUGUUAUGAAGAUGAUCCAUUAUUUUCGGAAGUGGCUGCCUGUUGUGGCUCUACUGUGAUGUGACAGUUUGCUUAUGGGAUGUGUACAGCAAAUGCCUUUGACAAUCAUGUACACAUAUCAGAGUUUACAUCACAGUGAACGCAGAAGUGAGAGUGAUUGGUUUUUUUGUUCCUUCAAUAAAUUUUGAAUGAUCAUUAUGCUACA
Molecule: messenger RNA, 6510 nt
Organism: Paramormyrops kingsleyae
Lineage: Eukaryota; Metazoa; Chordata; Actinopteri; Osteoglossiformes; Mormyridae
Gene: camk1da
Product: calcium/calmodulin-dependent protein kinase 1Da
Biological process (GO): protein phosphorylation
Molecular function (GO): ATP binding; protein kinase activity
Source: RefSeq, a predicted model, not a curated record